Molecule: messenger RNA, 1539 nt
Organism: Eubalaena glacialis (North Atlantic right whale)
Lineage: Eukaryota; Metazoa; Chordata; Mammalia; Artiodactyla; Balaenidae
Gene: ADAP1
Product: ArfGAP with dual PH domains 1
Exons: 11
Coding region: 13-1137 (374 amino acids)
Biological process (GO): positive regulation of GTPase activity
Cellular component (GO): plasma membrane; intracellular membrane-bounded organelle
Molecular function (GO): GTPase activator activity; phosphatidylinositol bisphosphate binding
Source: RefSeq, a predicted model, not a curated record
GGCAACGCGGCCAUGGCCAAGGAGCGGCGGAAGGCCGUGCUGGAGCUGCUGCAGCGGCCGGCGAACGCGCGCUGCGCGGACUGCGGCGCCCCGGAUCCUGACUGGGCCUCAUACACCCUAGGGGUGUUCAUCUGUCUGAGCUGCUCUGGAAUUCACCGGAACAUCCCUCAGGUCAGCAAGGUGAAGUCCGUCCGCCUGGACGCCUGGGAGGAUGCCCAAGUGGAGUUCAUGACCUCCCGCGGAAACCAUGUUGCCAGAGCCACGUUCGAGUCCAAAGUGCCCGCCUUCUACUACCGGCCCUCGGCCUCCGACUGCCAACUCCUGCGGGAACAGUGGAUCCGGGCCAAGUACGAACGGCAGGAGUUCACCCACCCCGAGCGUCAGGAGCCCUACUCUGCAGGGUACCGAGAAGGCUUUCUCUGGAAGCGCGGCCGGGACAACGGGCAGUUCUUAAGCCGGAAGUUUGUGCUGACGGAACGCGAGGGGGCCCUCAAGUAUUUCAACAGAAGUGACGCCAAGGAGCCCAAGGCCAUCAUGAAGAUCGAGCAUCUGAAUGCCACCUUCCAGCCGGCCAAGAUCGGUCACCCACAUGGCCUGCAGGUCACCUACCUGAAAGACAACAGUACUCGAAACAUCUUCGUCUACCACGAGGACGGCAAGGAGAUGGUGGACUGGUUCAACGCGCUCCGUGCUGCCCGCUUCCACUACCUGCAGGUGGCCUUCCCAGGGGCCAGCGACGCGGACCUGGUGCCGAAGCUGUCCAGGAACUACCUUCAGGAAGGCUACAUGGAGAAGACGGGGCCCAAGCAGACGGAAGGCUUCCGCAAGCGCUGGUUCACCAUGGACGACCGGAGGCUCAUGUACUUCAAGGACCCCCUGGACGCCUUCGCCCGCGGGGAGGUCUUCAUCGGCAGCAGGGAGAGUGGCUACACGGUGCUGGACGGGCUCCCGCCGUCCACCCAGGGCCACCACUGGCCGCACGGCAUCACCAUCGUCACGCCAGAGCGCCGGUUCCUACUAGCCUGCGAAACGGAGUCAGAGCAGCGGGCGUGGAUGGAGGCCUUCCGGAAGGUGGUGGACAGGCCCAUGCUGCCCCAGGAGUACGCAGUGGAAGCCCACUUCAAGCACAAACCCUAGCACGAGACGGUCCUGGCGGCCUGAGGACUCCGGACUCACCAGACGUGGCAGGCGAGGCGGUGGCGGCGGCCGGCGGAAGGAGGAACCCGGCAGCCCCCGACGUGGCCAGGUGGGGCCUGAGCUUUAGCCGCUAGGACCUGUUUCUUUGGAACACCACUGGGAGCCGGCCCGGCCCGACCCCGCCAUGCCGCUGCCCCCGGUGUGACGCCCACGGCCCCCCCCUCGCCUCCCCGCCCGCCAGACCACCUCCUCUGAGGCCCCCCAGCUGCCGCCACCCACCUCCGCGGGACCCCACCCCUGACCAGGAGGCCGGGCUGCGGGGACAGAGGGCCUGCCUGCAUGCCCCCAACCCCGCCGUGUCCCCUCACUCCCCCCACCCUCCCCCAACAAGUAUUUAUUGAA